Messenger RNA from Solanum verrucosum, 1136 nucleotides. RefSeq names its product transcription termination factor MTERF5, chloroplastic-like. The record is from RefSeq and is a predicted model, not a curated record. Gene Ontology annotation, biological process: regulation of DNA-templated transcription; chloroplast organization. The transcript has a single exon. Gene Ontology annotation, molecular function: double-stranded DNA binding. Lineage: Eukaryota; Viridiplantae; Streptophyta; Magnoliopsida; Solanales; Solanaceae. The coding region runs from base 6 to 1136 and encodes 376 amino acids. Gene Ontology annotation, cellular component: chloroplast.
ACGAUAUGCUCAUCAGAUUCAGAGGCACUCACACUUCCAUAUUUCACUGCAAUGGCGUCGGUUUGUGCAGCUUCAGGUCUCAAUUUCUCUACUCAUCAACCUCUACUCCUGCCCCGACCCAUUUCUUGGUCAAGUAUCUUGUUGAUGCUCUCGGAUUCUCCAAUGAAGAAGCUGCCUCUACAUCCUCCAAGGUAACUUCAUUGAAAACCUUAAAGAAUCCUGAUUUAGUCAUCAAUUUCUUGAAACAAACCGGUUUCGACAACACCCAGAUGAAAAAAAUUGUAUCUAGAGCACCCAAAAUGCUACUCCGUGAUGUUUCCAAAACCCUAAAACCCAAAUUUCAGUGCCUUAUGGAUCUCGGGUUGUCCGGGUCGGACCUAGUGAAUGUAAUUGCUAAAGAUGUACAAAUUAUUGAUAGAGGUUUAGUUACUCAUUUGAGACCUACCAUUGAUUUUCUUAGGAGAAUUUUGGGUAGUGAUGAAAAUGUAGUUAAGGCAUUAAAGAGAGCUCCUUGGUUGCUUACUUUUGGUCCUCACCAUACUAUGGAGGCUAAUCGAUUGUUGUUGAGAAACUUUGGGUUUUCUGAUGAGAAAAUAAGAAAACUUGUGGUUAUAUAUCCUAAUUAUCUUACACAAAAGCCUGAAAGGAUUAAGGAUUUGUUGCAUAGAGUGGAGAAUGAUUUUCAAGUUCCGCGUGACUCCCCUUUUUUUCAUUAUGGAUUUCAAGUGUUAUCCUCUCAAAAAAAAUCUAUGUUGGAUAGAAAGAUUGGAAUUUUCAAGAGUUUUGGAUGGUCUGAUGAUGAUAUACUUGAGAUGUUCCGGAAGUUACCUUAUUGUAUUGGGCUUUCAGAAGUUAGAAUUCAGGAAAAACUGAAUCUUUUCAUGAAGGAGCUUGGUCUUGGACCGGCUUACUUGGUUUCUCAUCUAGGUGUUUUGAUCUAUAGUCUGGAAAAAAGGGUGGUACCUCGGAUGCAAGUGUUGAAAAUUUUGGACGAAAAGAAGCUCGAGAGAAGAAACUUGGCACUUUCUAGUGUUCUGAGCAUAUCUGAGUCAAGAUUCAUAAGGUAUUUUGUGCUUCCCUACAAGGAUCAGAUACCUGAUCUGUAUGAACCACUCCAGAAAACGGUGGCUCCUUAA